GAAUUCCUGGUGAUCUCGGGGACACAGGCCAGGGAAAUGUGUAGGUUCCAUCUUCUACAAGCCAUAAAACCUCCUGAAAAGCAGAUGGAGCAGAAAAGCUCUGCCCUUGGUUCCAUAAUGAAGCUGUCCCAAAGUCAUGCAACAGAGACUACCUGGGUCCUUCCUUCGCAAGGCCUAAGGGAUUAUCUCCUCCAUCCAGCCUGCUUUCACCAUUUCAGGAAAGAAGGAAGACCAGACUGCAGGCCUGCCAACAUGAUCUAUGGCUUUGACAAGACUCAUCCUCGGAGAUGCUGCACUGACCUGCUGUUCCAGCCCCGCCUCCUGAUGCUGUCCAGAGUCUUGGGUCCAGAGCAGCUUCAGGAGCUGCUGCAGAUUCCAGAUGAUCUCACCUCACCCAGCCUUUCAUAUGGAUCCAAUCAGAACCUCAGUCAAGCUCUGAACUUUCCAAAACAUGUGCAUACUGGAUAACAGAUGCUAACGCUAGCUUUCUUAAGUCUAGCCAAUUUUUCUAAGUUUCCUAGCCCUGCCCACCCUUUAAAGAAUCACAUUGACCCUACUCAGCAGGAAGAAGCCGUGGAAAGUCAUCGUUCAGACCCCUUGGGUUUGGGCGUCUGAUUAUGGUGAUUUUACAAAUUAUGGAUAGAUUGUCAUUUUA
This is a messenger RNA of Mus musculus (house mouse), 655 nucleotides long. RefSeq names its product predicted gene 13030. NCBI's taxonomy places the organism in Eukaryota, Metazoa, Chordata, Mammalia, Rodentia, Muridae. Bases 37 to 468 code for a protein of 143 amino acids. The transcript is spliced from 3 exons. The record is from RefSeq and is marked predicted.